This is a messenger RNA of Dipodomys ordii (Ord's kangaroo rat), 951 nucleotides long. RefSeq lists its product as uncharacterized. Lineage: Eukaryota; Metazoa; Chordata; Mammalia; Rodentia; Heteromyidae. The record is from RefSeq and is a predicted model, not a curated record. The coding region runs from base 1 to 951 and encodes 316 amino acids. The transcript has 7 exons. Gene Ontology annotation, cellular component: external side of plasma membrane.
AUGGCAGUGAACCCAACAGAAAGCCGCAUUCCCGAGACAAGGCUGUUUUCCUCUUGCCAGGAAGACUGGAUUGGAUUUGGUAAUCAAUGUUAUUAUUUUUCUGAUGAUAUAAGGAACUGGACCUCCAGUCAGGACUUCUGUGCAUCCUUUGGUGCCAAUCUGGUCAAGUUUGACAGCAAGGAGGAGUUGAAUUUCUUGGAAAGACACAGAAUUUCAUAUGACCAUUGGAUUGGCCUUAGAAGAAAAUCUCCACAGCAUAGUUGGAAGUGGGCAGACAACACCGAGUUCAACAACUUGGCUGAGGUGAGGGGAACUGGGGAGUGCGCCUAUCUGAAUGGAGUGGGCAUCAGCAGCGGGCGGUUCUACACGGAGCGCAAGUGGAUCUGCAGCAAGCCGAGCAGCUACGUGCAUCUUGUGCUCUGGCGUUCUGGGGGUGACCCAUGUAGUUCUGGGGUUCCCACCAUGGGGCCAAGUGGCUUUGGUGGGAUGGAGCCCUCUGCUGGGCGAGUGAGGCGUGAGGGUGGGGUCUUUGUGCUGGUUCUGGGCGCGGAGGUUUCUCUGUUCUUUGCCAUCAGCAGGGCUGAGGUCAGGGGAACUGGGGAGUGCGCCUAUCUGAACGCAGUGCAUAUGAAAGCAGAGGGCAUCAGCAGCACGGACAGAUACAGGAAGCUGAAGUGGAUCUGCAGCAAGUCCAGCAGCUAUGUGCAGUGUGCAGCGACCUCGGGGUCCUUUCUGCAUGGGGUCUCCUGGCUGGGGCUCACGCCUCUCAUCCUGACUGGGCAGAUAUAUGUAGCUGUGCUGCAUGGGAAGCUCACCAAAGGUCAGGUUCCUAGUCAGACAGGAAACUGCCUUUGCACACCCCAGUGCUCCACAGGCCGCCCUGGCCUGCAGUAUGGAAAUGGUGUUAACCCCUUCUGUGCCCAAAUUACUUCAGAUCCAACUUCUACCUAG